Molecule: messenger RNA, 1931 nt
Organism: Phacochoerus africanus (Common warthog)
Lineage: Eukaryota; Metazoa; Chordata; Mammalia; Artiodactyla; Suidae
Gene: CRBN
Product: cereblon
Exons: 11
Coding region: 38-1372 (444 amino acids)
Biological process (GO): protein ubiquitination
Cellular component (GO): Cul4A-RING E3 ubiquitin ligase complex
Source: RefSeq, a predicted model, not a curated record
GCCGCCCUGUCCCAGGCUCCUCCGCGGGUAAACAGACAUGGCCGGCGAGGGGGACCCGCAGGACGCUGCGCACGACAUGGGAAAUCACCUGCCGCUCCUACCUGCAGAGGAUGAGGAAGAAGAUGAGAUUGAAAUGGAAGUUGAAGACCAGGAUAGCAAAGAACCCAAGAAACCAAACAUCAUCAAUUUUGACACCAGUCUGCCCACAUCACAUACAUAUCUGGGCUCUGACAUGGAGGAAUUUCACGGCAGGACUCUGCACGACGAUGACAGCUGUCAGGUGAUUCCAGUCCUGCCACAGGUGAUGAUGAUCCUGAUUCCUGGGCAGACCCUGCCUCUUCAGCUCUUCAGUCCCCAAGAAGUCAGUAUGGUGCGGAAUUUAAUUCAGAAGGAUAGAACCUUUGCAGUUCUCGCAUACAGUAAUGUACAGGAAAGGGAAGCACAGUUUGGAACAACAGCAGAGAUAUACGCUUACCGAGAAGAACAGGAUUUCGGAAUUGAAAUUGUGAAAGUGAAAGCAAUAGGAAGACAAAGAUUCAAAGUCCUUGAAAUCAGGACACAGUCAGACGGAAUCCAGCAAGCUAAAGUGCAAAUUCUUCCUGAGUGUGUGUUGCCUUCAACCAUGUCUGCAGUUCAGUUAGAAUCCCUCAAUAAGUGCCAGAUAUUUCCUUCAAAACCUGUCUCAUGGGAAGACCAGUGUUCAUAUAAAUGGUGGCAGAAAUACCAGAAGAGAAAGUUUCAUUGUGCAAAUUUGACUUCAUGGCCUCGCUGGCUGUAUUCUUUAUAUGAUGCUGAAACCUUAAUGGAUAGAAUUAAGAAACAGCUACGUGAAUGGGAUGAAAAUCUAAAAGAGGAUUCUCUUCCUUCAAAUCCAAUAGAUUUUUCUUACAGAGUAGCUGCUUGUCUUCCUAUCGAUGAUGUAUUAAGAAUUCAGCUCCUUAAAAUUGGCAGUGCCAUCCAGCGACUUCGCUGUGAACUAGACAUCAUGAACAAAUGUACAUCUCUUUGCUGUAAACAAUGUCAAGAAACAGAAAUAACAACCAAAAAUGAAAUAUUCAGUUUAUCUUUAUGUGGGCCGAUGGCAGCUUACGUGAAUCCUCAUGGAUAUGUGCAUGAGACGCUUACCGUGUAUAAGGCCUCCAACUUGAAUCUGAUAGGUCGUCCUUCAACGGAGCACAGCUGGUUUCCUGGGUAUGCUUGGACCAUUGCCCAGUGUAAGAUCUGUGCGAGCCAUAUUGGAUGGAAGUUUACAGCCACCAAGAAAGACAUGUCACCUCAAAAAUUCUGGGGUUUGACUCGAUCUGCUCUGUUGCCCACAAUCCCAGACACUGAAGAUGACAUAAGCCCAGACAAAGUAAUACUCUGCUUAUAAACAAAUAUGCUAGAGAUAGUUAUUUAACAAAUGGGUAUUCUAACAUCAGAUCUGCUUUGGAUAUUACUGCUUUUGAUGCAUACCUAAGAGGCAACAUUACUUGGAAGGUUGCAGUUUCUUAGUCAAACAGUAUUUGAAGAUUUAAACUAAAAUAUACUAUUGAAAAGGAUGAGAAACAGUCUAGAAUACUUGGUUUUUAGGAAUGUCUACUUUAGUAGCUUGGUGCCAUUAUCCUGUGGUGUCUGAUAUGCCUGGUAGCAUGUCACCAGUAGUAAGAAGGGGUUUAUCAUUUGAUCCUGACACCUAGAACAAAGUUUGGAUCAGUGCUCCAAACAGCGGAAGUUCCAAAAGCAAGGGGUGCCAAGCACAGGUACCUAUUCCUUUUUGAAAGAGGCAAGGCAAUGUACAUUAUUUUAAAAGGGCUUUGUUCAUUUUGAUUUUCUUUAGUUCCCCUGAGAUACUGAUUUGUAAAUUUUGAAAAUAUUAAAAGAGUUAUAAUAUUCGGUUUGAGCCCCAAAAUAAAAUUUUCAGUUCCUAACAUGUUUGUUAGUGAAAAAUA